This is a messenger RNA of Peronospora matthiolae, 624 nucleotides long. The record is from the annotation of a GenBank genome assembly. Lineage: Eukaryota; Oomycota; Peronosporomycetes; Peronosporales; Peronosporaceae.
AUGCCCGUCCGCACCGCCGUCACGCUCAACGUCUACGACCUCGUGGAAGCCAACGAGUACAUGGCACCGCUCGGUCUCGGCAUUUUCCACAGCGGCGUCGAGAUCGCUGGGAAGGAAUUUUCGUACGCGAGCGGUACUGGCGUCUUCUCUUCGAGUUCUAAACAAGCGCCUGGUGCCAAGUUUCGAGAGUCCAUUGACAUGGGGUUCUUCGAUGGAAGCUUCCAGGAGGCCCAUCGACUGGCCUAUUCGUUGAGCUCUGAUUAUACGGGAGACGUCUACAAUCUAUUGAAUAGAAACUGCAACACGUACGCAGACGCAGCAUGUCAACUGCUACUAGGAAAACCUAUUCCUGCCUACGUGAAUCGCAUGGCCUACUUAGGAUCGUUCCUCAGCUGCCUCAUCCCGGUGGGCAUGACCGCUCGAGCACCAGUGGGCGACGACGCGAGCACGUCCUCGCGCAUCACAAAUGGAACCCCGCAGCGUGUUUACACUCCAUUUGCCGGGUCUGGCAAAAGUGUAGGUGGUGCCAAGGACACAUCGUCAUCGACAGAGUCGUCGGCCCUGGCUGACCGACGCGAGAAGGUCCGCUUGGCGGCUCUGCGGCGAUCUGAACAAGGGCAGUAG